Hymenoscyphus albidus is the source of this 936-nucleotide messenger RNA. Lineage: Eukaryota; Fungi; Ascomycota; Leotiomycetes; Helotiales; Helotiaceae. The record is from the annotation of a GenBank genome assembly.
AUGUUGACAAAGUCGAGAAUUCACACCAUACCCACUCAAUGGCAACGUGAAGUCCCAGAUGACAAUGACUACGACCACUUGCCAGCCUUCGCUGAUGCUAGCAGCAAUAGUAGCACCAUACCACAUCCAAACAGCAAAACUCGUGAAGUGGCGAACGAGGCACCUACCCAAAUUUCCAACAAUCAUGAAGCACUUCCUCCAAGAGUUAUCCAGAUCGAUACCCCUGCGAAUACCCUUAUUGCACUCGAUAGCUACAAAGCCCAGCGUAAAGACAAAGAAAGACGCGAAGAGAAUAUUGGAGAUUUUUCGGAGGCUGAGGUUUCCAUGACCAUGGAACUUUACGUAGGUGGGAAGGGAAUUGCCGUCACAGCUCAACCUGUAAAUCUGCAUGGGAAUAAUCGCAUGUUUGUUUGCACACAGCUGCCAAUACAAGAGCACAAACUGGACUUUCCCGAUACAUUUAUUGUGAAGCAAGUUGAUAAUCAGGAUGAGCAUAAUACUUAUGAGCAAAUCCAAGGUUUGCAAGGCUCUUACAUUCCAAGAUGUUAUGGAGAGACCACAUGGCAUGAUAAAGAGGUUCAAUAUACCGGAAUUGCAUUGGAGUUCUUGGAAGGAUACGGUACGUUGGAGCCUGGUAUGGAUGACCAAGAGAAGGCGUUGAUUCAAAAGAAGUGCGAGGCUGCGAUAGAGGCCAUUGGUAUGGGAGGAGUAUAUCAUGGUGACAUCGCAUUUAGGAACUUGAUGUGGCAUCCAUUCAAGAAGGAAAUCAGGGUCAUCGAUUUCGAAUGCUCAAAAUCGAAAAUGGAGGAGUGGGUAAGAGAUAAUGAGUGUAGACGAGCACUUGGUAGGAGAAGCCCAUCAUUUCAAGAGCAAAACUUCAUUGACCUACGGAGUAUAUUUAGAAAGAAAUAUUCAAGAGAUUGCGGGAGUAUCUAG